AUGUCGUGCUCCAACCUGGCGGUGAGAAGGUUACCGAGUCCACGGCUAUAUAGAAACAGAAUCUCGCCAUCCCGCCUAAAUCACAGUCGCCUGAUUCGGAGCAGGGAGCCGACAUUCAAGAUCAGACGAAGUAAUCUUUUUUCACAUCUCUGCUGGUCAGAUGCUAGAUUUGGUUUGUGUUGAUGACAAUGGCACUAUCGAUGUAUUGAAGCUUUAAGGCCAAUACCAGAUUAUGAUCUCGAGCACAUCUUUACCCCACAAUCUUGCAAAUCUCAUGUGCUAAGCGAGAUUAUAGGGAAGAUUUGAGGCUGUUUUGAUGCUACGUAACCACAGCCUCAAUGGCAAAAUCUGGCUCAGGAGGAGUUAACAUCUUCGCCUUUUAGAAACAAGCCCAAUGAUAAAUACCGUAAACCCACUCAAACACUAUCAGGAAUCUUUGGCUGCGCAUUCAUUCACAAUGUCUUCCAAAAUGAAUCCACUGGUUCUCUUAUCCAUCUUCCUAGACAUCGUCACCGCAGCAAACAUCUUCGUCUCCCACUACCAAGGAACGAUCCAAUCACUGACUUUAACACCAACCAGCAAUGGCGGAUACACGCUUACCACGAACAGUUCAGCAAACGUGGGUGGACAGCCAAGUUGGAUGACUUUCGACCCUGCGACUCGAACGAUCUAUUCGUCUGACGAGACUGGUUUUGGAAGUGCGUCUUUGACGGCUGUCACUGCGGCGGCAAAUGGGGGUGUGUCGCUUGUUGGGAAGGCGACGGGUGUUACGCUUGGGGGUGUGCAUAAUACUUUGUAUGGAUCGGGUUAUAUUGCUGUUGCGCAUUAGUAUGUUGUCAUUCAGGUGAAAGGACUUGGGCUAAUAAGGGUUCAGUCAGAUGUCGUCUAUUACUACUUAUAAACUUCCUUUGUCGUCUUCCUUGAGAAGUUUACAGACUUUGAAGUAUACGAUGAACGGGCCUGGAAAAAUUCCUUCUAGAGUGAGCUUUCUUUUUCUUUUUCUCGUUUUUAGAGGUCUAGUGUAAUAUCUCGGUUUGUUUCCAACCUUUGGAAUAAUACUCUCCAUUACCCUAAAGUUUGGAAUGAUGAGAAAUCAUCAAGGCAUUUUCCUGUUACUUUUACUGUCCAUCAUGCGUUUGGAACCCCAGAAAACUCCUAUGCAAGUGUCGCAAGAAGAAAGAUGUGGAUGAUGAUUACAAAACAAAUUCCCGAAUAAUGCAACAGGCAUGUCAGAGUAGACAAUAUGAUCAAAUCCUUUCUUUCUCAAUUCUUCAUGAGCCCACCAUAUUGCACAUAAACUGAUGUCACUUUUUAGCAAGAUGCCCCCCACCCGCAUCAAGUCGUCGUCGACCCCACGGGGAACUUUCUCCUCUCUCCCGAUCUAGGAGCCGACCAAAUAAGGAUUUACUCGAUAGACAAGUCUACAGGAAAACUUGCAGAAUGCCCAAACUUUAUAACAGUCAGUGGCGUGGCCUCUUUCCUAUUUCUGAUACGUACAUAAUUCUGUAUAAAAGAGCGAGCACGAACCGCAAAGUGAAAACUGACCAGACACUCUACCCUCACAGGCACCUGGAACUGGACCACGUCACGGCGAAUUCGAUGGGAAAACUCUCUAUGUAGGCAACGAGCUCGCAAACACAGUUUCUGCAUUUGCCGUCUCCUAUCCGGACAACGGAGGUUGUCUCACGCUCACUCUAAAGCAAACCUUGACGACCAUUGCCAACAACAAAACACUACCUUCGGGCUCUAAGGUGGGAGAGGUCCACGUCAAGGGCAGAUUCCUCUAUGUCUCGAAUAGAAGAGAUCUUUCAUUCUCGCCUAACGAUUCCAUUGCCUCGUUCUCACUGGAUGAUGCAGGGCUCAUGAAGUUUCAGCAAAUCACCUCAAGUGGAGGUACUUAUCCGAGAACAUUCUCCAUCAAUAAGGCUGGGGAUUUGGUGGCUAUUGGAGAUCAGACGACGGCGAAUGUAGUUGUUGUCAAGCGUGAUGUCACAACUGGACUUUUGGGUGCUCAAGUGGCAAGCAUGAGAAUUGGGAGCACGGGUACGCCGGAAAAUGACAAUGGGUUGAGUGCAGUCCUUUGGGAUGAGUAAAACUCGGUUUCACGCCCUGAGAGAUUCGAGGAUGGGCCCGGCAACCAAUUCUGU
Messenger RNA from Hymenoscyphus albidus, 2147 nucleotides. The record is from the annotation of a GenBank genome assembly. Lineage: Eukaryota; Fungi; Ascomycota; Leotiomycetes; Helotiales; Helotiaceae.